Molecule: messenger RNA, 2203 nt
Organism: Alligator sinensis (Chinese alligator)
Lineage: Eukaryota; Metazoa; Chordata; Crocodylia; Alligatoridae
Gene: EXT1
Product: exostosin glycosyltransferase 1
Exons: 12
Coding region: 1-1902 (633 amino acids)
Cellular component (GO): membrane
Molecular function (GO): glycosyltransferase activity
Source: RefSeq, a predicted model, not a curated record
AUGGAGUCCUGCUUCGACGUGGCGCUCUGCCAGCGCACCGGCUUCAGGGUCUACGUGUACCCGCAGCAGAAGGGCGAGAAGAUCGCCGAGAGCUACCAGAACAUCCUGGCCGCUAUCGAGGGCUCGCGCUUCUACACCUCGGACCCCAGCCAGGCCUGCCUCUUCGUGCUCAGCCUGGACACGCUGGACCGGGACCAGCUGUCCCCGCAGUACGUGCACAACCUGCGCGCCAAGGUUCAGGGCCUGCACCUGUGGAACAACGGCAGGAACCACCUGAUCUUCAACCUCUACUCCGGCACCUGGCCCGACUACACCGAGGACGUGGGCUUCGACAUCGGGCAGGCCAUGCUGGCCAAGGCCAGCAUCAGCACCGAGACCUUCCGGCCCCGCUUCGACGUGUCCAUCCCGCUCUUCUCCAAGGACCACCCCAGGACAGGGGAAGAGGUAGCUCACGGGGAUCGGCUCCGACCCCCGGCAUGCCUUAUACCACGUGACACCAGGAAGGCCUUAUACCACGUCCACAACGGGGAGGACGUUGUCCUCCUGACCACCUGCAAGCAUGGCAAGGACUGGCAAAAGCACAAGGACUCGCGCUGCGACAGGGACAACAGCGAGUACGAGAAGUAUGAUUAUCGUGAAAUGCUGCACAAUGCCACUUUCUGUUUGGUUCCCCGUGGCCGCAGGCUUGGAUCCUUCAGGUUUCUGGAAGCCUUGCAGGCUGCCUGUGUCCCAGUUAUGCUCAGCAAUGGAUGGGAAUUGCCAUUUUCCGAAGUGAUUGAUUGGAAUCAAGCUGCCGUCAUUGGGGAUGAGAGAUUGUUAUUACAGAUUCCUUCUACAAUCAGGUCUAUCCAUCAGGAUAAAAUCCUAGCACUUAGACAGCAGACACAGUUCUUGUGGGAGGCUUAUUUUUCUUCAGUUGAGAAGAUUGUAUUGACUACACUAGAGAUUAUUCAGGACAGAAUAUUUAAGCACAUAUCACGUAACAGCUUAAUAUGGAACAAACAUCCUGGAGGGUUAUUUGUACUGCCACAGUAUUCCUCAUAUCUGGGAGAUUUUCCUUACUACUAUGCUAAUCUAGGUCUGAAGCCUCCCUCUAAGUUCACUGCAGUUAUCCAUGCAGUAACUCCCUUGGUUUCCCAAUCUCAGCCCGUGCUGAAACUCCUGGUUGCUGUAGCCAAGUCCCAGUACUGUGCACAGAUCAUUGUUUUAUGGAACUGUGACAAACCCCUCCCAGCCAAACACCGCUGGCCUGCCACUGCUGUGCCUGUCAUCGUCAUCGAAGGGGAGAGCAAGGUUAUGAGCAGCCGCUUCCUACCCUAUGACAACAUAGUCACGGAUGCAGUGCUAAGCCUUGAUGAGGACACUGUGCUUUCAACCACUGAGGUGGAUUUUGCCUUUACAGUAUGGCAAAGCUUUCCAGAGAGGAUUGUAGGGUACCCUGCUCGCAGUCACUUUUGGGACAAUACUAAAGAGAGAUGGGGAUAUACAUCCAAAUGGACUAAUGACUAUUCCAUGGUAUUGACAGGAGCUGCUAUUUACCACAAAUAUUAUCACUACCUGUACACUCAUUACCUGCCUGCCAACCUAAAAAAUAUGGUGGACCAACUGGCCAAUUGUGAAGACAUUCUAAUGAAUUUUUUGGUGUCAGCUGUGACAAAAUUGCCUCCUAUCAAAGUAACACAGAAAAAACAAUAUAAGGAGACCAUGAUGGGACAGACUUCCAGGGCUUCCCGCUGGGCUGACCCCGAUCAUUUUGCCCAGCGGCAGAGCUGUAUGAACACUUUUGCCAGCUGGUUUGGCUAUAUGCCGCUGAUCCAUUCUCAGAUGAGGCUUGACCCUGUCCUCUUUAAAGAUCAGGUCUCCAUUCUGAGGAAGAAAUAUCGAGACAUUGAACGACUUUGAGGAGCCCUGCUGAGGGGACUGAACUAUACUAUCUGCCCAGUGCAGAUCUACUGACACUUGGAGCCAGACUGUACCAAGGACAAAAGUACAUGCAAAUGGAAAGCUGACUUGUGGCUCCUUAAGGAUUCAUUGCUCUGGACUGAUUCAAACCACCUCACGGGCUACUGUCGCUCAAGACUAGGUUGUGUACAGUUUCAUUAUGGAACAUUAAAUAAUUAUUUUUGAAAUGAUUGCUAUGCAGGUUUAAACUUUUUUAAUGAUCAAAAAACUAUUAAAAACAGAGUUCUUUCUUUAAUCAAAA